AAAAGAAUUUUGCCAAAUUUUCACAAAAAUCUAAAUAAAUUAAGCUAAAAAUGGAUAAUGAAUUAAAAUCAAAAGUGGAGGCCUGCUGUCGUACAGCUGAGGAUUUUACCAAAUUAUAUUAUCAAUCAUUCGAUAAAAGAAGACAUCAAAUGAAUCGUCUUUACUUGGACAAUGGUCUAUUUGUGUGGAAUGGCAAUGGCGCUUCCGGCAAAGAUAAUAUACAAAAAUACUUUAUAGAAUUACCCUCCACAGAACACACCAUCUCAACAUUGGACGCUCAACCUAUAGUAGAUGAGGCAGUGGCUGGCCAAUUGACCUAUUUAAUACAGACUGGUGGCACUGUAAAGUACACUGACCAACCUAUGAAAACCUUUCAACAGACUUUUAUUAUAACGGCUCAAGAUGAUAAGUGGAAAAUUGCUAGUGAUUGUUAUCGUUUGCAGGAUGCUUUAGCGACGCAAGAUACUAAAUAGUAGUGUUAGGAUGAAAGAUCAUAAAGUAGAUUAUAUUUUUGUAAAAUGACUUUAAUAAAAAAAAAGAAUUUUGUGUUGAAAAUCGAAAUUUUUAAAUACAA
Messenger RNA from Calliphora vicina (urban bluebottle blowfly), 574 nucleotides. It is a transcript of the gene Nxt1, whose product is annotated as NTF2-related export protein 1. The record is from RefSeq and is a predicted model, not a curated record. Bases 51 to 473 code for a protein of 140 amino acids. The transcript is spliced from 3 exons. Gene Ontology annotation, biological process: poly(A)+ mRNA export from nucleus. Gene Ontology annotation, cellular component: nuclear pore central transport channel. Lineage: Eukaryota; Metazoa; Arthropoda; Insecta; Diptera; Calliphoridae.